CUUCGCCUUCGCCCUGCUCCUGGAUGGACGGAGCGGCAGCGCCGCGCCCCUGCAGGGCAACGAGGGAGCGCCGCCGAUGGCCAAGAUCUACCCUCGGGGCAGCCACUGGGCCGUGGGGCAUUUCAUGGGAAAAAAGAGCACAGGAGAUUUUCCUUAUAUCUAUGAAGAACGAAGUGAGCCACGCCUCUCCUCGCUUCCUGACAACAUUAAGCAGCUAGGAGACUAUUUGCGGUGGGAAGACACCUUCAAGGAGUUUCUCCGACUGCUGGAGGGGAAUGAAAACCGAAGUGCUCAAGUCCUCAGAGAAGAACUGCCAUUUUCAGCCAAAAGCAGUUGGGAGGCGGAGGACAACAGCAGUCUUAAGGAUAUGCUGGACUACCUGGUGCAAGCAAUGGAUAGAAAAGAAACCUCUCCGAGCUGAAAAGAGUGUAAAUCAGCACCGAAGGCAUAGAAUAAUAUCCUUGAGAGACUAUGGUUUCAUGAGCAUUCUGUUGUAUAUGAUAAUAACUGGUGAAAUAUCUUUUGUGUUUAAACAAGGUUUUCCUUUGGUGUGAAGAUACCUGUAUCCUAGCAUUUUAUUCCUAACAAUGACUACACUCUUCGGCAGCUUCUUCCCCUACUUCCGAGCAGUGUUUGUCUUGUUCAUACUGCUUUGUUGUACAUAAUUGUCGAUGAAGAGUCUUCCAGUUCUCCAAUGGUACUUUGCCAUUUCUCUUUCUCUCUUCACAAUCACAACUUUUGUGUUUCAAUCACUCAGCAUCUUAGCAUUCACAAUAAAUCAAUAUAAUAUUAAAC
This is a messenger RNA of Pogona vitticeps (central bearded dragon), 795 nucleotides long. NCBI's taxonomy places the organism in Eukaryota, Metazoa, Chordata, Lepidosauria, Squamata, Agamidae. The record is from RefSeq and is a predicted model, not a curated record.